GGUGCGCGGCGGGCGGAGCUCGGCCGCCGGGCGGGCGCGGAGCCCGGGUCUCGGCGGCGCGGGCCCCGGCGGCGGGCGGCGAUGUUCCACUGCAUCCCGCUGUGGCGGUGCAACCGUCAUGUGGAGACCAUCGACAGGCGCCACUGCUCGCUGCUCUACGUGCCCGAGGAGGUCUACCGCUACGCCCGCAGCCUGGAGGAGCUGCUGCUGGACGCCAACCAGCUCCGCGAGCUGCCGGAGCAAUUUUUCCAGCUAGUCAAGUUACGAAAGCUUGGACUGAGUGAUAACGAGAUCCAGCGACUCCCUCCAGAAAUAGCCAACUUCAUGCAGCUGGUGGAGCUCGACGUGUCCCGGAAUGAUAUUCCUGAAAUUCCAGAGAGCAUCUCAUUCUGUAAAGCACUACAGAUCGCUGACUUCAGCGGAAACCCAUUGACUAGAUUGCCAGAAAGCUUUCCUGAAUUACAGAAUUUGACAUGUCUUUCUGUAAAUGACAUCUCACUGCAGUCUCUGCCUGAAAAUAUUGGCAAUCUUUAUAACCUGGCUUCACUGGAACUGAGAGAGAAUCUACUUACUUAUCUCCCUGACUCCCUUACCCAGCUACGGAGACUAGAAGAACUUGAUUUAGGAAACAAUGAAAUAUAUAAUUUGCCAGAAUCAAUAGGAGCUCUCUUACAUCUAAAGGAUCUCUGGUUGGAUGGAAAUCAGCUGUCAGAAUUACCUCAGGAAAUAGGAAAUCUGAAGAACCUGCUCUGCUUAGACGUCUCUGAAAACAGGUUGGAAAGGCUCCCGGAGGAAAUCAGCGGCCUGACUUCACUGACGGAUUUGGUCAUUUCGCAGAACUUGUUAGAAAUGCUCCCGGACGGCAUCGGAAAACUAAAGAAACUGUCCAUCUUGAAGGUGGAUCAGAACCGACUCACCCAGUUGCCCGAGGCGGUCGGAGACUGUGAGAGCCUCACGGAAUUGGUUCUUACAGAAAAUCGGCUACUGACUUUACCUAAGAGCAUUGGAAAACUUAAGAAGUUGAGCAACUUGAAUGCAGACAGAAAUAAAUUAGUGUCUUUACCAAAAGAGAUUGGCGGCUGCUGCAGCCUCACUGUGUUCUGUGUGCGUGACAACAGGCUGACUCGGAUCCCCGCGGAGGUGUCUCGGGCGGCCGAGCUGCACGUCCUGGACGUGGCAGGGAACAGGCUGUCGCACCUGCCUUUAUCGCUGACCGCUUUGAACUUGAAGGCUCUCUGGUUAUCUGACAACCAGGCCCAGCCCCUGCUCACGUUCCAGACGGACACCGACCACACCACCGGGGAGAAGAUCCUCACCUGUGUCUUACUUCCUCAGCUGCCUUCUGAACCCGCCUGCCAAGAGAACCUGCCCCGCUGCGGCGCCCUCGAGAGCCUGGUGCACGACGUGUCAGAAGAGGCCUGGAGCGAGCGGGCGGUGAACCGGGUCAGCGCCAUCCGGUUUCUGGACGAUGAGAAGGAUGACGACGACAAUGAAACGAGAACACUCCUGAGACGAGCCACGCCCCACCCAGGGGAGCUCAAGAGCAUGAAAAAGACAGUGGAGAAUUUACGGAAUGACAGGAAUGCUGCUAAAGGACUGGAUUCCAACAAAAAUGAGGUCAACCACGCCGUCGACCGUGUGACCACGUCGGUGUAGGUGGCGCGCCCGUCUUACCUCCCGAGUCGUCCUGCUGCGGAGCCGGCCUGCCCCCUGGAGCCCCCCACGGGGAUGCUGCGCCCGGGAAGUGCCUUACUCUCACCCGACAGCCAGUCACUGCACCCGCCCGGUCUCCAGCUUGAUUGUUUUUUCCUCCUAAAUUUCAGUUGUUUGUAAUAAGUGGAAUACACUACUGACAACACCUGACCUUUGUUUCUGUCUUGUGUUGGGGUCAGGGAGAGCAGGAGGGGGUUCUGGUCCCCCUCCCUCCCGUCAAGUGCGGGGACAUUGCGAACCCACGUUCUCUUGGACCUACUGAUGAGACAGAGAGUUUUAUGUAUGGAAAAAAACAAUUGGUAAUUUUUUAAACCUUUUUUGGCAGCUCAGAUGGUGUACAUUUAAACAUUUUGUAUAGGUAUUUCGUAACAAAAAAUAUGUAUUUCCUUUUGUUAUUUUAUCUUGGAAACGGUACACAUUUUAGUAUUUGUGCAGGAAAAAAAAUACAGUCCUAAAGUAUUUGUUUUUAUCUGUACUAUCCACUUGUGCCUUAUUGUCGCCUGAGUCCUGUCAAACCAGUUGUCACAGUGACAUCUUUGAGCAGAGAUGAGGCUGGAAAGGUGAUACUUUGAAAGCAGUGUUGGAUUUUAAUCAGUAAUCAGGAGGAUUUAUUUUUAACCAAAAAGAAGAGUUACCACCAAUUUGCAAAUUUUAUCAGUUGAUUAUUUUUUUUAAGAUGAACCAAAGGAUUAGACUGCUAAUAUUUCAUAUCUUUUCCACUUUGACAUUUUCAUGAAUGGGUCUCUUAGGAUGAGUGUCCUGUCUGAUUGUACCUACUCAGAAGGUACCUGCCAUUUGUAAAAUAAAAUAGAGCAGAAAAGCACAAAAAGAGCAAACCGGUUCAGAAAUUCAGUGGGGAAAUAAAUUAUGUACUGCAAAGAGAAAGUAUGAUUUUUUUAUUAAAGAAAGCUUUAAAAGUUUUAUACUGAGAUAUAAAAACCACAAUAAAGCAGAAUAACCUACGACCCUGUUAGAAAUGUUGCUAUCUUUAUAAGUGCAAUUUAAUUUGUAAAUAGAGUUUGGAUCAAAGUGUAACAAAAUAUUGCUUCAAGUUUUAAUUUUAAGUCUGCUUAUUUAAGAGGUGCAGGGUAUGUUUUGGUGUGUUUCUGUUGAUUUCUUUUUAAUUUUAUUUUGUAUGAUGUGAUAAAAGAGGAAUGAAAAACGCCCAUCCCUGUCUGGUGUUUAGGAAAAUCAUGCUGUUGGUGUUGCCUUUUUAUUCUUUCCAUGAAAUAAAGUCAGCCUGGACAUUA
Molecule: messenger RNA, 2963 nt
Organism: Bubalus bubalis (water buffalo)
Lineage: Eukaryota; Metazoa; Chordata; Mammalia; Artiodactyla; Bovidae
Gene: LRRC1
Product: leucine rich repeat containing 1
Exons: 14
Coding region: 82-1656 (524 amino acids)
Biological process (GO): neurotransmitter receptor transport postsynaptic membrane to endosome; neurotransmitter receptor transport, endosome to postsynaptic membrane
Cellular component (GO): postsynaptic density; adherens junction; postsynaptic membrane
Molecular function (GO): protein binding
Source: RefSeq, a predicted model, not a curated record